CGGGUCGUUAGCGGAUACGGUGGCCGCAGGGGUGGUGCCAGCGGCCUCUGCCCGGCUCGGCGCCCGGCUCGGCGCCCGGCUCGGGGCCUGACUUGGCCCUCUCGUCUCGCGGCUGCGGUUCCACCAUGGCUCCCAAAGGCGGCUCCAAGCAGCAGUCCGAGGAGGACCUGCUCCUGCAGGAUUUCAGCCGCAACCUGUCGGCCAAGUCCUCGGCGCUCUUCUUCGGGAACGCCUUCAUCGUGUCCGCCAUCCCCAUCUGGCUAUAUUGGCGAAUAUGGCAUAUGGAUCUUAUUCAGUCUGCUGUUCUGUAUAGUGUGAUGACCCUAGUAAGCACUUAUUUGGUAGCCUUUGCAUACAAAAAUGUGAAAUUUGUUCUCAAGCACAAAGUAGCACAGAAGAGGGAGGAUGCUGUUUCCAAAGAAGUGACUCGGAAACUUUCUGAAGCUGAUAACAGAAAGAUGUCUCGGAAGGAAAAAGAUGAAAGAAUCUUGUGGAAGAAGAAUGAAGUUGCUGACUAUGAAGCUACAACAUUUUCCAUCUUCUAUAAUAACACCCUAUUUCUGGUCUUGGUCAUUGUUGCUUCCUUCUUUAUAUUGAAGAACUUCAACCCCACAGUGAACUACAUUUUGUCCAUAAGUGCUUCCUCGGGCCUCAUCGCCCUCCUGUCUACUGGCUCCAAGUAGAGCACGUCAGCUUCCCUCCACUGCCCUGGCUUUGUGUCUAUGGGUGGCCUGUGGUAUAUGGAAAAGUAGCAGGGUGGUCAGGGUGGAAGACACACAAGCUGUUUUUGUAAGUCUGGAGUUUGAGGGUUUGAAAAACCCAACAAAAUGUAAUUCAUUAUUUGUUUAUUGGCUCUUUUUUUUGACAGAUUGUUGAAAUUAAAUGAAUUGAAAGGGAAA
Messenger RNA from Balaenoptera ricei (Rice's whale), 899 nucleotides. It is a transcript of the gene SSR3, whose product is annotated as signal sequence receptor subunit 3. The coding region runs from base 126 to 683 and encodes 185 amino acids. The transcript has 5 exons. Gene Ontology annotation, biological process: SRP-dependent cotranslational protein targeting to membrane. The record is from RefSeq and is a predicted model, not a curated record. Gene Ontology annotation, cellular component: endoplasmic reticulum; membrane. NCBI's taxonomy places the organism in Eukaryota, Metazoa, Chordata, Mammalia, Artiodactyla, Balaenopteridae.